This is a messenger RNA of Paramacrobiotus metropolitanus, 1900 nucleotides long. RefSeq lists its product as uncharacterized. NCBI's taxonomy places the organism in Eukaryota, Metazoa, Tardigrada, Eutardigrada, Parachela, Macrobiotidae. The coding region runs from base 275 to 1801 and encodes 508 amino acids. Gene Ontology annotation, cellular component: nucleus. The transcript is spliced from 7 exons. The record is from RefSeq and is a predicted model, not a curated record.
UUAUGUUAACAUUAAAUAAAAAUUCUAGAGUCUGUCGGAAAUUUUUAAUAAAUAAGCAAAGUUUUGGUGACAACUUGGCAUGUGCACCCUGUAGAUUUGCUGCGAAUCUGCGGCCCAUCCUUAGGCACGAUACUGACAGUGAGGUCUCUCCGCUCUCAAGCUGCUAAACCUUACUUCCCUAAGGCUGAUGUUUUAAAGAUGAAUAUGAUCUAUUUUUGAACGGAACUUCCUGAGUCUUUUUGAGUUGAUCCUUUGCGUUAGUCGUCGGACGGGAAUGGAAGCGAUUCAAGCGAUGACAGGCAGUAGCAGCCGCUGUUACACUGUUGGCGACUUGAUAAUGUCCUGUGAGCCGUUGGUGUGGAUAUUGGAGAGCAGCGCUUACAAGAUACGCUGCGCUUAUUGCCUCCAGAAAAACCAGGAGUUGCGUACAUGUUCAGGAUGCCAUCUGCAUCGCUACUGUAAUCCGGUCUGUCAGGCCGCUGAUUGGAAAGUGGAGCACAAAUUCGAAUGUGCCUUGCUGAAGACAAUCGGUACGGGAAUGCGCCUAGGAACAGAACGCUGGUCUUUGAGGCAAACGGUCUCGGGCCACUAUGCCGUUCCUACGGAGAUGAUCGCCAAGUUGGCCAAUAAAAUCAAAUUAAACACGAUGAUGGACAUUCCGGGCAUCGGUCGGGCAUCUGCUAAGGACCUUCUGCUUAUGCUGCCGGAAAAUCCUUCGCAAGCGGAAGUCGAACUGGAACUGCAGCCGGCACUGUCCGCCAUGGAAGCUCAAAAUUCCCUGGUAGUUGGCUUACCAGCAGCAGAGUUUCUGGCGUAUUACGGGAUCCUGCGCUACAACAUUCUACCCAUUUACGAUACGUUUCAUAUCCCCACCAUCCCGAUCGGCCUAGCCGUGUAUCCGCAGGCGCCGCCGCGAUGGAUGACACCGGUGUGCUGGGACAUUAAUGUGGUUCUUAACUGCCGCGGACGCCGGCUGGUUAUACAUGCCGUUGAAGUUAUUCAGGAAUACACCGGACUUGCAGAUUUACGAUACAGCGACAUGGCCCGGGAACCAUUCUGUCUGACACGAACAGCACGUCGCGAUAAAUUUGAAAAACGUUUUGGCUAUCCAUGUGCUUGUCGGCGAUGUACGGAAGAAUAUGACGCUGAGAUUAAUCCGUUACGCUGCGUAACGGUGGGGUGCACGAAUCGCAUUCCCAGCGACAGUCGUGCGCAGAAAGCCUGCUCAGAAUGUGGUGCCAUCAAUAGUGACCGGCUGAAGCAGUUCCGUGGUUUUAUCCAGCUGCACGAGAACAUUAUGUCGCGUUACUCCUUAAAGCUUCCGGGGGGUAUCUUCAUGGAGUUCUGUAAAGAAAUAGACGCUGCUGGUAUUCUGCAGCCGGAUGCACAUAUCCGCUACGUCUACGGUUGGGAACUGGCUCACAAAUACUGUCUUGAGGACCGCUUUGAAGAAGGCUGGCAGAUGCUGCAGGAGAUGGUUGCUUGUAUCCGGAAGAUACACCUAAAGUAUGCGGUUAUGCGAGCUAUCAUACUGAUGUCUGCGGGGAAAUCCGCCGUUAUAGGAAUGCAUCGGCGCGUGCUGAAUGACUUGCAGCUGGUGUCGAGUCCGGCGAAAGAGAAGCUGGAAACAUUAGCCCUGCAAGUGUGCCAUCACGCCUUCGAAUAUUAUGACGAAGCCAAGGAUAUCUUGGCUGUGCUGUUUGGGAAGAAAUCAAAGGAGGUUCUGACCGGUCACGUUAUGUUUGAGCCGGUGGCGGAAAAAAUACGCGUCAUGGAGCAGGCUUUCCGCGGCAGCAAGUAAUGGGUUUAAUGCUUUCUUUUUGCUAAAUUGAGUGUACUGCUGUCAUCGUUUAACUGGCUGGCGAGUGAUUUACUGGCAAAUUAAAAACAGUGCUCGAAU